This is a messenger RNA of Beta vulgaris subsp. vulgaris (sugar beet), 567 nucleotides long. RefSeq lists its product as uncharacterized. The transcript has a single exon. Bases 1 to 567 code for a protein of 188 amino acids. Lineage: Eukaryota; Viridiplantae; Streptophyta; Magnoliopsida; Caryophyllales; Amaranthaceae. The record is from RefSeq and is a predicted model, not a curated record.
AUGCGGGAGAUACGAAAUAAUGUUACAGGGCCCAUUGUGUUUUUCGGUGAUUUUAAUGAAAUCUUGCAUGCUUCAAAGAAGGAUGGAGGGGUUGAAAGGAGAGAGAGUCACAUUGAUGCAUUCCAGGAGGUGGUUGAUGUUUGUGGGCUCCAAGAUUUGGGCUACAUGGGCAGUAUUUUUACUUGGAAGAGAGGUAAAGAUGGAGAUACAAUGAUUCGAGAAAGAUUGGAUCGUUUUCUAUCAAGUGCGGACUGGGGAGCUUUUUUUCCUCACUACUGGGUUCACAAUUUUCCCAUUUAUAAAUCCGAUCACGCCCCCAUUUUACUUGGGACUGAUUCGGUACAGCAAUUGGGUGGGAGACGGAGGCGUUUCCAUUUUGAGUCCCUAUGGCUCUCGAACCCCGAUUGCCAGCAGGUGGUAAAACAGGCGUGGGGUGAUGCUAGUGACCAUGACAUUUCAUAUAAGGUGCAACAAUGCGCGAAUGCUUUAGGGGGAUGGGCUGCAGCUACGUUUGGGGAUGUAGAGGAUAAAGGCGAAAGAGAGAGAGUUAGAGGUGUGGCAAAAUAA